AUGAGUUGGCUCCUGCCCGUUCGAAGGAGUGUUGUCCGCCCCCAGUACUUACUUCGAAACCGGGGAACCGCUUUGCCUUGCGCACAUGCGCUAUCACUAUGUCGUCCUCGCUGCAGUUCAACCUUCUGCCCAAGCAAUAUUGCUGAGCUGCUGAGGCCAUCUCCACAAUCAAUCUCCGCUCAGCGGACUCCACGGGACAAUGAGGCGCUGACGAUAAACGGCUAUGUGCGGACAGUGCGCAAGCAAAAGCGUAUUGCAUUUGCUGCCAUAGGAGAUGGCUCGACCCUGCAGACAGUACAGGCAGUGCUGCCUCCCCAACUAGCGGAAGGUCUCUCCACUGGUGUUGCAGUGACGGUCACAGGAAAGUGGACACCCUCGCCAGGUCAAGGCCAAUCCCAUGAACUUCAAGUAAACCAAGUGCAAAUACUGGGAGAGAACGAUGCUACAGCCUACCCAAUCCAGAAGAAAUACCAAUCGCCUGAAUUUCUGCGCACUCUCCCGCAUCUUCGAAGUCGACUACCAAUCAACUCUCUUAUAUUGCGGCUGAGGUCUUUAGUCACUGCGCAAGUGACCAACUACUUUGCAGAACAUGACUUCGUUCAGUGUCAUCCACCUAUCAUCACAUCUUCCGACUGCGAGGGUGCAGGAGAGGUAUUUACUGUUGCGCCUGAGGUACCAUCGUCAUCAGACAAAUCCUCUUCAAACCGGAUCAAGAAGCAUGAAGACAUGUUUUUCGGCUCUCCCAAAUACCUCACCGUUUCUAGCCAGCUUCACCUAGAAGCUUUGGCUCAAUCAGUGAACAAGGUCUGGACGCUGUCUCCAACAUUUCGAGCCGAAAAGAGUGAUACGGCUCGUCAUCUUAGCGAAUUCUACAUGCUGGAAGCAGAACUAGCUUUCGUCGACGACGCCAAUGUCGUCAUGGACGUUGUGGAAGAGAUGUUGCGUUCUGUUGCGUUGAAGUUACAAGAGUCAGUUGUAGGUCAAGAGCUCCUUGAGGCGCGAGCACGAGACCAGGAUCAAGAAAGCACAUCCGUGUCGCACGCUACCCUCGCACAACGGUGGCAAGGGCUGGCAGAAGGUCCAUGGCCUCGAAUCUCAUACGCGGUUGCGAUACGGCACCUCAAGGACGCGGUGGCUCAAGGCAAGGUGGAAUUCGAGUAUGCACCUGGUCAUGAAGACGGCCUACAAACCGAGCACGAGCGAUUUCUGGCUGAGAGCUUGGGACGCGGUGGACCCAUAUUCGUCACUGACUAUCCACGCAACAUCAAGCCCUUCUACAUGGCGCCGUCAAAUGAUCUGACUGUUGAUGAAUCGGCUGCACCGACAGUCGCAUGCUUCGACCUACUUGUACCUGAGAUUUGUGAAUUGGUGGGAGGUUCUAUGCGUGAACACCGACUGGAACAACUUCUGAAAUCCAUGGAGGAACAGGGCCUCCAACAAGCGUCGGACGACUCUACCGACGCAUCAGACGGCUCUUUGCAGUGUUAUGAAGCGCUCCCGCCAAACUUCUCCCUCACCGCGAAUAUGCUUGCGGGCGCAUUUGCGGGCAUCGCCGAACACUCGGUGAUGUACCCAGUCGAUCUACUCAAGACCAGGAUGCAGAUCGUCAACCCGUCGCCGAGCGCCAUGUAUAGCGGCAUCUCCAACGCCAUGGUCACUAUAUCGCGAGCAGAGGGCUUUUGGUCAUUGUGGAGGGGGCUUUCGAGUGUGGUGAUGGGUGCAGGUCCCGCCCAUGCUGUCUAUUUUGCAUCGUACGAAGCCACCAAGCACGCCCUCGGUGGCAACGAAGGAGAGAGCCACGAGCAUCAUCCUCUUGCAGCAGCUGCCAGCGGUGCUGCGGCCACCAUCUCCAGCGAUGCGCUGAUGAAUCCUUUUGACGUCAUAAAGCAACGCAUGCAAAUGCAUGGUUCCGUCUACAAAUCUGUCCCUCAAUGCGCCCGAGAGGUUCUCCGUACCGAGGGAGUCGGCGCAUUCUACGUCUCAUACCCCACUACACUGUGUAUGACGGUGCCAUUCACCGCGCUGCAAUUCAUGGCCUACGAAUCCAUGUCAAAGGUCAUGAACCCGACCGGCCGUUACGAUCCCUACACGCACUGCUUCGCCGGAGGUAUCGCCGGUGGAUUUGCGGCGGGGCUCACCACUCCGCUCGAUGUCAUCAAGACGCUAUUACAAACACGCGGAAAUGCGAGAGACGCAGAGUUGAAGAACGUCUCCGGCCUCUUCCAGGCGGCCAAGAUAAUCCAUCAAAGGGAGGGCUAUAGAGGAUACUUCCGUGGUCUGAAGCCCCGUAUUAUCACCACCAUGCCAAGCACUGCGAUUUGCUGGUCUGCAUACGAAAUGGCAAAGGCUUUCUUCAUUCGGAGGAGCACUAACUCGUCCACUGCCAUAUAGGGAGACGACGAUUUGACAGAUCCUUUUUUUGGAACCGUUACGAGAGCCCUCCAAUACUACGAUACGCGCAUAACCAACGGAACGAUAUACACGCGGUGUCGCGGAGAGCAGUGACCAUAGCAGUACUGGGCAUUCAAGGCUAGGUCUAGCAUUUUGUGUUGCGCGGGUAGAGGAGAAGGUUGUGUCGCGACGCUUCUUCAUUGCCAUUGUAUAGUCAUAGAGGCUUUUCUGGAAGCUCAUCUGGUGGCGUACUGGAUGCUUGGUUGUGCGAGCACAUGAUGGCAUGCGCGUACUUGUAUCAUAGAGAAAAUUCAGUAUUGGCGUCGCUCAAGACCCGUCAGCAUUUUCGCUAUCCGGUCCAAUCC
Molecule: messenger RNA, 2756 nt
Organism: Alternaria alternata
Lineage: Eukaryota; Fungi; Ascomycota; Dothideomycetes; Pleosporales; Pleosporaceae
Product: asparaginyl-tRNA synthetase
Exons: 10
Coding region: 1-2391 (796 amino acids)
Biological process (GO): asparaginyl-tRNA aminoacylation; iron import into the mitochondrion
Cellular component (GO): mitochondrial membrane
Molecular function (GO): nucleic acid binding; ferrous iron transmembrane transporter activity; ATP binding
Source: RefSeq, a predicted model, not a curated record